GGAUCGCGGGCCUCGCUCCCGCCGGCCAUGGCGGCCCGGCCCUGCGCGGGGGCCCCCAGCGCGGCGCUUCAUGGAGCGGCCCCGGCCCAGCCGCCGGGCGCAGCGCGAUCCCACGGGGCCCUGUGAGCCCCCCCGCGCCGUGGCACCAUGUUGCUGGUUGAAAAGACAACCGACUCCCCGGCGGCUGAGUUCUCGCUGGUGGAGGAUGUGGCCCUGCACUUCGCCUGCUUGAUGGGCCGCCUGAACGAGCAGCGCCUCUUUCAGCCCGACCUGUGCGACGUGGACCUGGUGCUGGUGCCCCAGCGCAGCGUCUUCCCGGCCCACAAGGGCGUGCUGGCUGCCUACAGCCAGUUCUUCCACUCGCUCUUCACGCAGAACAAGCAGCUGCAACGUGUCGAGCUUUCCCUGGAGGCCCUGGCACCCGGUGGCCUGCAGCAGAUCCUCAACUUCAUCUACACAUCCAAGCUGCUGGUCAACGCCGCUAACGUGCACGAGGUGCUCAGCGCUGCCUCGCUGCUGCAGAUGGCCGACAUCGCUGCGUCCUGCCAGGAGCUGUUGGACGCCCGCUCCCUGGGCCCACCAGGUCCCAGCACCGCAGUGGCACUGGCCCCACCAGCUGCCAGUUGCACCCCGGCCACGCCACCCUACUACUGUGACAUCAAGCAGGAGGCUGAUGCCCCUGGCCUGCCUAAGAUCUAUGCCCGUGAGGGCCCUGACCCCUACUCAGUGCGUGUGGAAGAUGGGGCGGGUACUGCUGGGGACGCAGUGCCAGCCACCAUGGGGCCUGCACAGGCCUUCUUCAAGGAGGAGAAGGAAGCCAGCUUGGAAGAGGCUGGCGGCGUGUGCAAGCUGGAGGGGGCCGAGGAGAUGGAGGGCACGCUGGGGGCCCCAGGUACCUAUGGCCGCCAGGAGCAGUCCCAGAUCAUUGUGGAGGUCAACCUCAACAACCAGACACUGCACGUGUCCACGGGGCCCGAGGGCAAGCCGGGUGCAGGGUCGGGCGCAGCCACUGUGGUGCUAGGCCGGGAGGAUGGGUUGCAGCAACGCUCGGAGGAUGAGGAGGACGAGGGGGAAGAGGGGGAAGAGGAGAGAGAGGAGGGGGGGAGGAGUGGAGGUCGGGAGGAGGAGGAGGAGGGAGGCAGUCAGGGAGAAGAGGAGGAGGAGGAGGAGGAGGAAGGGCACAGCCAGCAAGAGGAGGAGGGGCACAGUGAGCAGGACCCUGAGAGCUCUGAGGAGGAAGAGGAGGAAGAGGUGGGGGAGGAGGAAGGGGAGGCCACAGGCAGGCAGGGCUCAGCAGGGCCUGGGGGGUGUCAGCCCGGCCAGGCGGACGCCACUCCCCAAGGCCGCAUGGCCACACGGUCCUGGGAGAACCCACGGCGCCAGGCUGCGGCUGAGCCUGAAGAGGCCAGGCGGCGUGGGAAGCGGCCGAAGCCCCCCGGGGUUGUGGGCACCCCGGCCCACGCACCAUCGGCCACAGACGGGCUGGGGGCCAAGGUGAAGCUGGAGGAGAAGCAGCACCACCCGUGCCAGAAAUGUCCCCGGGUCUUCAACAACCGCUGGUACCUGGAGAAGCACAUGAAUGUGACACACAGCCGCAUGCAGAUCUGCGACCAGUGUGGCAAGCGCUUCCUGCUGGAGAGUGAGCUGGUGCUGCACCGGCAGACGGACUGUGAGCGCAACAUCCAGUGUGUGACGUGUGGGAAAGCCUUCAAGAAACUGUGGUCCCUUCACGAGCACAACAAGAUCGUGCACGGCUAUGCGGAGAAGAAGUUCUCCUGUGAGAUCUGUGAGAAGAAGUUCUACACCAUGGCGCACGUGCGCAAGCACAUGGUGGCCCACACCAAGGACAUGCCCUUCACUUGUGAGACCUGCGGGAAGUCCUUCAAGCGCAGCAUGUCUCUCAAGGUGCAUUCCCUGCAGCAUUCCGGGGAGAAGCCCUUCCGCUGUGAGAACUGCAGCGAGCGCUUCCAGUACAAGUACCAGCUGCGCUCGCACAUGAGCAUCCACAUCGGCCACAAGCAGUUCAUGUGUCAGUGGUGCGGCAAGGACUUCAACAUGAAGCAGUACUUCGACGAGCACAUGAAGACGCACACGGGGGAGAAGCCGUACAUCUGCGAGAUCUGCGGCAAGAGCUUCACCAGCCGGCCCAACAUGAAGCGGCACCGGCGCACGCACACCGGGGAGAAGCCCUACCCGUGCGACGUGUGUGGCCAGCGUUUUCGCUUCUCCAACAUGCUCAAGGCGCACAAGGAAAAGUGCUUCCGCCCAGGACCCAGAUGUGGCUGUCACGACAGGAACUCACCUGGCUUAAAGGACAGGAAUCCUGGGAUUGUUCUCAUCACCAACCGACCUUUUUUUCUUUCCGUUUUUCUCCCUGAGGUCACUCAAGAGCCCUUCUGGCAUCUGGACUUCUUGCAGCAUGGUCAUCUUUGGUCAGCUGAGAAGAGGCGGACAUAAGGAAGGCACUCAGUGCCUGAGCUCACCCUCUAUGCCUGCUGCCUGGAAGACUUGAUGUGAGCCUCCACACCCUGCAGCCUUCUUAGCAGCAAACCAUGCAUGCUGGUUGCCUUGGGGUUAGAGAUCUUCGGGGGACGGGGGGGGGGGGUGGUUCCCAGCGUCAGGGUCUCAGACCACACAGCCUGAUGGCCAGGGGCCAGAGCCCAUGGAUGGUCCAGUGGACCUGGAAGAGUGGCCACCAGCAGAUUCCACCCUGCAGUCCCUCUGCUUUCUCUGCCAAAACACGAGCCCUGCCCCUUCCUGCUUUCUUUUCUGCGGAAGUCUAGGAAGCAGGGGUCACGUGGAGAAAGCAGCCCAGCAGGAGGCUGUGUGCCCAGGGAAGGUGGAAAUACAAGGUUGGGCUCCUACCUCAGGGCAGCAGUAGGAGGUGGGAACUGUCCAAGAAGCAGCAAGCCUGUGUAGGGAAUGCAAGCGGCCACCAAAUGUGACAAGUAUCUGCCACAUAUGACAGCAAGGCUACUCCAUAGCAGCUAACCAGCUACAGUGAAACACCUGAGGCAGGCCCCUCAGGAGGAGGAGGUUGGGUUAGCACCCCGCUCUGGGGCUCAGGGGCAUGUUCCCACAGUGGCUCAGUUCUGCCAAGGUCCCCCCAUUGGGUCCCUUUGAGGUGGGAGCCCAUGGCAAGUACAGGUGUGGAGUCAGGAAAUCGCAUCUCAGCCCAGGAAGCCAGAGCCGCGGUGGGGGCUGGCUCAGGCCUGGCUGCCAACCUUCUCCUGAGACCCACGGGGGGCCUCAGGGGAACCCACUUAAUCUAUUCCUGGGGCAGAGCCCAGUGACCUAAGGACCCCCACCCGGCCACCACCUCCUCCACCACUCCUGCGCCAUCGGGUGGGUGACAUUUAACCCACAGCGUAGCCUGAGAGCUAUUGCAGUGGGUGGUGGGUGCAGGAGAGGUGGCGGGAUACUCUUCUACUCUUGCACUGUAUCUUUCACAUUUCUCAUCAUUAUAAUUAAAAAUAAACAGUAGCUCUGAGUGGA
Messenger RNA from Cavia porcellus (domestic guinea pig), 3495 nucleotides. RefSeq names its product zinc finger and BTB domain containing 47 (gene Zbtb47). The coding region runs from base 148 to 2457 and encodes 769 amino acids. The record is from RefSeq and is a predicted model, not a curated record. NCBI's taxonomy places the organism in Eukaryota, Metazoa, Chordata, Mammalia, Rodentia, Caviidae. The transcript is spliced from 8 exons. Gene Ontology annotation, molecular function: DNA-binding transcription factor activity, RNA polymerase II-specific; protein binding. Gene Ontology annotation, cellular component: nucleus. Gene Ontology annotation, biological process: regulation of transcription by RNA polymerase II.